Messenger RNA from Pistacia vera, 567 nucleotides. RefSeq names its product ubiquitin carboxyl-terminal hydrolase 12-like. The record is from RefSeq and is a predicted model, not a curated record. Gene Ontology annotation, molecular function: protein binding. Bases 1 to 567 code for a protein of 188 amino acids. NCBI's taxonomy places the organism in Eukaryota, Viridiplantae, Streptophyta, Magnoliopsida, Sapindales, Anacardiaceae. The transcript is spliced from 3 exons.
AUGAAGACCAAAUGGGGUAUCAAAAACUUCAUUGACUUGAAUACAUUUUCAGAUCCUCUUAAUGGAUACCUAAUUGAUGAUUCUUGUGUUUUUGGUGCUGAGAUUUUUGUUGUCGAAAAAACAUUCAAAGGGGAUCACUUAUCCUUGAUGAAGAACUAUGAUACUCUCUACCAUACAUGGAAAAUUGAGAAAUUUUCAACUUUACUUGAGGAAUAUUAUGAGUCAGAAUCAUUUGGAUUCUAUAAAUGGAAUGUUGGUCUGUACCCAAAUGGAUAUGGAGGAGGCAAGGGCAACAGUAUUUCACUAAUUCUAGGUAUGUCAGGAUCAAGUGUUCCCCAAGAUACGAAAUUGUUGGCUACGUUUACUGUGGGUAUCAAAGACCAAUUGUAUGGAAAACACAUUAAACAGACAGGUCAAUCCAUACAUAAACCCUCAAAAAAGAUAUGUUAUAAUCUCAUGGCCUUAGAAAAACUGAAGAAUCCAAAACAUGGUUUCUUGGUUGAUGACACUCUCAUUAUUGAAGCUGAAGUUAAAUUGGUUGGAGUUGUCACAAAAUGGUCGACUUAA